AGGCAGCGGAGCAUCCUCUCGCCUAGGUUUCUUCCGUCCCGGCCUACAGCUCCGCAGCCUCGCAGCUAUGAGUCCCGAACCGGUCCCGCCGCCGCCCCCGCCCCAGUGCCCCGGCUGCGACUGCGGGGAGCCGUUCGCCAAGCGCUUGGAGAAGGGCGACGAGGCCUUCCGCGCCGGCGAGUAUGAAAUAGCAGCGGAGCUCUUUCGCUCGAUGCUGGCCGGGCUGGCGCAGCCCGACCGCGGCCUAUGCCUGCGGCUGGGGGACGCGCUGGCUCGCGCGCGCCGUUUACCCGAGGCCCUGGGCGCGUUCCGCGGCGCCGCGCGGCUCGGGGCGCUGCGGCCGGAGGAGCUAGGGGAGCUGGUGGGCAGCCUCGCGUGCGCCCUGGGCCGGCGCGAGUGGCGGCUACAGGAUGGGAGGCCGGACCGCGCCCCCGAGGAGCCGCGUGGGGAGCAGCCGGCCUCGGCGCCGGUCGCGCCCCGUGACCUGCUGGGCUGUCCGCGCUGCCAGCGGCUGCUCCACAAGCCGGUGACCCUACCGUGCGGGCUUACGGUGUGCAAGCGCUGCGUGGAGUCGGGGACAGCCCGGCCGCAGGCCCGGCGUGUCAACGUGGUGCUGAACGGCCUACUGGAGAAGUGCUUCCCGGCCGAGUGUCGCGUGCGCAAGCUGGCGGGCCAGGCGCGGACUCUGCAGCGACAGCAGCAGCCCGAGGCCGCGCUGCUCAGGAGCGACCAGGCUCUGGAUCUGGCUCCUAGAGAUAAUUCGUUAUUGCUGCUGCGAGCAGAGUUAUAUUUAACCAUGAAGAACUACGAGCAGGCUCUCCAGGAUGCCAAUGCAGUUUGUCAGAAUGAACCUCUCUUAACUAAGGGACAUCAUAUGAAGGCUCAGGCUCUUUCUGGAUUGGGAAGAAGUAAGGAAGCAUUAAAGGAGUUUCUCUACUGCCUUGCUUUAAAUCCUGAAUGUAACUCAGUGAAGAAAGAAGCACAGAAGGUAAUGUGUGAGGUAUUUUUUCCAGCUUCAGAAAACGCGCAUCAGAAUUUGACAUCUUCCAUCCAAAGCAGAAUAUUGAACAGCAGGCAAAAGGCUCAGUGUGCCAGCCACGUAAACGCCCAGCCUCUGGAAGAAGGCAGCAGUGCUGGGGGUUCUAAGAAUGCAUCUGAGAAAUCUGAUGUGUUUAGAAAUACCUAUUCUUCAGUUUUGUAUUUUAUACUGGGUCUGCACUUUGAAGAGGAUAAAAAAGUAUUAGAGAGCAUCCUUCCAGUAGCACCCAGCACCGGUUUAAAGAGACAAUUUCCAGAUGAUUUGGAGGACAUGCAUGAGCUGAAUGGCCCUGGGAAAGUACCCAAGAAAGAGGCAGAUUCCUCACCUCAAAUGAACAUGACCUCUAACGUAGGAGAAAGUCCAGAGCUCUCCAUAGAUGUAACUGACUUUGAGUGUGCCCUUUGCAUGAGGUUGCUCUUUGAGCCUGUUACUACACCAUGUGGACAUAUGUUUUGCCUGAAAUGCCUUGAGCGCUGCCUUGACCACGCCCCACACUGUCCACUGUGUAAAGAAAAACUCUCAGAAUUGUUGGCAAGCAGAAACUUUAAUAUAACUAUUCUGGCUGAAGAAUUAAUAUUUCAGUACUUAUCUGAUGAACUCUCUGAUAGGAAGAGAAUUUAUGAUGAAGAAAUGACAGAACUAUCAAAUCUGACGAGAGAUGUCCCCAUCUUUGUGUGUGCCAUGGCCUUCCCCACCGUCCCGUGUCCACUUCAUGUCUUUGAGCCCCGCUAUCGGCUUAUGAUAAGAAGAUGCAUGGAAACUGGCACCAAACGGUUUGGCAUGUGUCUGUCUGCUGAGCACGCAGGAAUUUCGGAGUACGGCUGCAUGCUGGAGAUUAAGGAUGUCAGAACAUUUCCUGAUGGGAGUUCGGUUGUGGAUGCCAUUGGGAUUAGUCGGUUCAGAGUUCUAAGCCACCGUCACAGAGAUGGCUAUAACACAGCCGACAUCGAGUAUCUCGAAGACGAAAAGGUGGAAGGUCCAGCCUACGAAGAACUUACCAGCCUUCAUGAUUCAGUUUAUCAACAGUCGGUUUCCUGGUUUACUUCACUUCAGGAUCACAUGAAAGAACAAAUUUUAAGCCAUUUUGGGUUAAUGCCAGACAGGGAAGCUGAGCCUCAGAGUAACCCUAGCGGUCCCGCGUGGUCCUGGUGGAUCCUGGCAGUGUUGCCGCUGGAACGCAAGGCUCAGCUGGCUAUUCUUGGCAUGAUCUCCCUGAAAGAGCGUCUGCUUGCCAUUCGGCGCAUAUUAGUCAUCAUCACGCGUAAGAUGAACAGUCGGCAGGAGCUGGCUAAUAGCAGGGAGAGAAAUAAUUGAUUAUCUCUCUCUGUCAAGGUUUCUGGAAACACUUGUACUUUUGUGAGGAGCCGCUAGGCAUGGAGAGUAGCAUCGCAUUCAUCAUGCUCUGUAAAAUGCUUGUUGAUAGGGUUACAAAAUGGAACACUUAACAAACAUUGACUCCUUCUCAAAUCUUAAAAGUCUGUGCCUCGUGGAACCUGACUCUGUGCAAGGUUAGCCUGAAGUUUGAAUGGAGCCCAUGGUUGGAAAAGAACCUAAGAGAAUCUCUCUGAAGCAUUCGCUCAGGGUAUAGUUCGCCGACAGCAGGGAAUACCACAGAUGGUUCGCGAGUGGUUUAGGUUUUGCAAGAAAAAAGGACCCCCUCCCUGGUACAGUGUCUUGCUGCACCAAAUGGAAACAGCAUGCUUUGGUGGCUAGACAGGAAGGGGGAAACCACAUUUUUAUCUGGAAGCGUAUUUCUCAGAGCACAGGCUAACUGAAAAUCCACUUGGGCUUUGUGUGUCGUUGUGAAGUUGUCUGUGAAGUUGAGGAAUCAAACAGUGGUCCUGUGCAGGAGCCCAAAUUAGUCGUCACCCAAGAAGUAGUGGCUGCCAGAUAGAACUGCGUUUUGUGUCCUGCUGUAGUUCAGAUGCUGUGCGUUGCGUGUUGUAAUCAAAUGAACGUCAGAAUACACAAAGGUGUACCUUGGAUAGAGAAAAAUCUGAGAACCAGUGUAGUUGACCUGAAGAUAUAUAUCCCUACACACUCAAGAAAGAGUGAGCAAAAAUUAGCUAAAACUGUACGUGCAUUGGGGUGUCAAACAUAUAACCAAACUAGCGCAAAAUAUUCCUUGAAAGCAUAACCCUGUCUCAUUAAUUUGGUGGGUACUAAGCAUUUAGGAAAUUGUCCUCUUGCUACUAGGCUUUGCAUUAGAAAUUAGGUCCAUCAGUCAUUUGAGUUCACCAUCCAUCCACUCAUAUAUGAAGAUGUGAAAACCUGCCAUGGAAUGGGCAUCUAUUCCAGGAAAACACACCUGGACAAUAUGCAAGAAGUGGGAGGUAGGAAUAGGAUGUAAAGAUUCAGCAAAUUUUUCCUCCAUCCUCAACCUAAAACUUGUCUUUGUGUCUUUUAAAAAGAAGUUUUAGAAGUGAUCAGACCUGGUGUUAUCUAUUAAAGAACAAUAUAUGACAACUUUAACCUCUGAUGCAAGUUGGUAGUAUUAAUUGGGAUAAACAUUUGAACCUGAAAUACUGAAUAGUUCUCACUGGCCUAACCAGCUUGUGCAUUGAGUUGGCUUCUUGGUGUAUGAUAUGGAUAUUCUUAACGGAAAGAUGAUGAGAACUAGACCAGGGAAUAAAUCACAGCUGUAAGUUUUGCUUUAUUCAUUCAAGGUGUAUGAUAUUUGAGUUUUAACAAAUAUAUUUCACAGUGUGAAAAGUUGGUUGUUUAUCAGUCCAUCAAGCAUUUUAUUAGAAAGACCUUAUGAUUGUGUUUCACUGUAAUCGUAGGAGUUUUCAGUAGCUAAAGGUCAGUUUCAUUAUGGGAGUGAGAAAAUAUUACUCUUAUGUAACUUAACCAUAAAGAGAAAAUGUGAAAGUACUUCCAGUCAGAUGUUUCUAGUGCCUCACUUGCUGUGAAUCUCAAAUCUCAUCUUGAAUAUGUUUUAAAGGCAAUUUGGUCAAGUGAUUUCUAGAAUAUUUUAUUGAUUUAUGUGUUCAUGAUAGUAUCCAGCCUUCUUAGGCAUUGUAUCUUAGCCUGAUCAUCUAAAAGAAAGCAAAACUGUGUCUAGUAUUCCAGAGGACCUUUCUUGGGAAUGGUUC
Lontra canadensis (Northern American river otter) is the source of this 4134-nucleotide messenger RNA. It is a transcript of the gene LONRF2, whose product is annotated as LON peptidase N-terminal domain and ring finger 2. The record is from RefSeq and is a predicted model, not a curated record. Gene Ontology annotation, molecular function: protein binding. The transcript has 12 exons. Bases 68 to 2353 code for a protein of 761 amino acids. NCBI's taxonomy places the organism in Eukaryota, Metazoa, Chordata, Mammalia, Carnivora, Mustelidae.